AUGAUUCCUGUCCCUGAAGACUCUGCGGACUGGGGGGACACUCUUCAGGACCUGGAAUUUCUGGCGCUCACGGAUAGCACCUUCCAGUACAUGUUGACUGGAGACCAGUACGGUGCCCGCUCCCUCUUUGGGGGCCAGGCCCUGAUUUGCCCAGGAGCGGCCCUCACUCAGAACUACAAGCGCUCAGGGAGCAUCACGCCCUCCAUCCUGGAGCUGCUUUCGUGGCAAUGCCUCCACAUCUGCGGACACUGUCCCGGCGGAGUUCCCUACUCCAAUCCGGCAGUGAUUGGCAUGCUCAAAGACAACCUCCACAAGAAGGUGAACGUCGCCUUGAUCCCCAUUGAGGACUCCAUCCCAGAGGAUCGACAGGAUAAGCUGCACUUCCACACGGCCAGCGCGGAAGCAGCGAUCGGGGCCCUCACCGUCCGGGGCGUGACGCAGACCUACAUGCACGACUCGAAGCCGGAGCCGUCUCAAAUGUGCCGCAAGUACAUGCCGGAGAUGACUCGAACCUUCUGCGACGAUGAGGACUUGUACAACGUCUUGCAGAGUCCAGCCCAUCGUGCUGAUCUUUUUCGGUAUGUGUACCUGUACGAGCAUGGGGGCCUCUAUCUUGACAUCAAGUGCUCGCUGAGGAUGCAGUUUGAUGAGCUUCGGUCCUGCUUAGCGGAGGAGUGGGGCACUGCCCAGUCUUACGCGCAUUCAGCGCUGGGGCACUGCCCGUCCCCGCCCGGGCAACUUCCAAAGGACUACAUGGUCAUGGUCAUAGGCAACCGCGGCGAUCACCAUCUUUCAGGGCAUCCCCCGCAGCACGGAUGGAACAUCUCCAGCAGAUUUGGUCCGAUCUACUUGCUACGGGAGCGCCACAACAAGGAAUUGCUGGAACUGGAA
This is a messenger RNA of Symbiodinium pilosum, 891 nucleotides long. NCBI's taxonomy places the organism in Eukaryota, Dinophyceae, Suessiales, Symbiodiniaceae. The record is from the annotation of a GenBank genome assembly.